Molecule: messenger RNA, 2167 nt
Organism: Dama dama (fallow deer)
Lineage: Eukaryota; Metazoa; Chordata; Mammalia; Artiodactyla; Cervidae
Gene: TMEM106A
Product: transmembrane protein 106A
Exons: 8
Coding region: 152-937 (261 amino acids)
Source: RefSeq, a predicted model, not a curated record
CGGUUCUACUUUGCAGGCGUUUCUGUCGCCGCGGUCGCCCGAGGGUAAGGCGCUUUGAGAAAUUCCUUUGCUUUUCCUCUGGGAGGCAAGGGCCCAGGCCCCUCCUGGGCCUCCUCCUAGCGCAACACGCAGUGAAAAAUAUCCCUGAACAAUGGGUGAGACUUUCUCCCAGCUGGCCUCUCAGAAGGAUGAGAACAAAUUGAUGCUGCCCCCCGACCCAGCCUUUGGCAGCAAGGCUGCCAGCUACUCCAGCACCGGCAACAGCAAGCCUUUCUGUUCCUGUGUGCCUUGUGAGAGGGCUGCUGGUGCUGGCUUUGUAACUUGUCCCACCUGCCAGGGCAGUGGGGAGAUUCCUCGAGAGAUAGAGAAGCAGCUGGUGGCCCUUAUCCCCUAUGGGGACCAGAGGCUGAAGCCCAGGCACACGAAACUCUCCGUGUUCCUGGCAGUGUCCAUCUGUCUGGUGACCUCGUCCCUCAUCGUCUUUUUCCUGUUUCCCCGGACAAUUGCCGUGCAGCCUGUGGGCCUCAACUCCUCCACGGUGGCCAUUGAUGAGGCCAAUGUCUACCUCAACAUAACGAGUAUCUUGAAUAUCUCCAAUAACAAUUACUGCCCUAUCACUGUGACCCAGCUGACCAUCGAGGUUCUGCACCUGUCCCUCGUGGUGGGACAGGUCUCCCACAGCCUCCUUCUCCACAUCGGCUCUUUAGCCACUGAACAGAUGUUUUAUGCAGUGGCCAACAAGAUAUGGGAUGAAAACACAUACAAAAUCUGUACCUGGCUGGAAAUCAAAGUCCACCACGUGCUUUUGCACAUCCAGGGCACCCUGACCUAUUCCUACCUGAGCCGUUCCGAGCAGCUGGUCUUCCAGAGCUAUGAAUAUGUGGACUGCCGGGGAAACACGUCUGUGCCCCACUUGCUGGUCUCUCACCCACCGUGACCUGUCUGCUGUCCUCAAGCUCCCGUCGCCUGCCGGCCUGGUCUGUACCUCCCACAACUCCGUGGUGCCCAGUAGGACCAUAGUGACUUUGCCAAAGGAAAAACCCUGCUUUAUCAGACCCUCCCCACCCCAUGCACCCGCAGCAGAGGAAGCUUCCUGUGGAAGUUAACUUCAUAUACACUCACACACCCCUAUAUACUCUCUCUCUCACACAUAGACCCAUACACACAGUGUCUCUCUCUCUCUCUCACACAUACACACACAAAUACACACACACACCCACUCUCUGAUUUUCACAGUAUCAGAAGCCUGAUUCUUCUAGAGGCCAGCAGCAGAGGCCUCUGGUUAUGUCUUGAGGAAAGUCUGACCCAGAGUUUCCUCAGAGCUGCCUCAGAGCUGCCUCAGAGGCAUGGAGCAGCACCCACCUUCCUAUGCUGAGCACCGUGGUUGCCUGAUUCCUCCAGGGAAGGCCUUCUUCCUGCCUGAAUGCAGAGAAAACUUUCAUUUUAGCUGGUUUGACUCCACGGAUCCUUUUCCAGUUCUCCGCCCAGUGAUGGAAAUGACUUAGGGAUCAGCCUAUGCUGUCUGUCCUCAGGGACUUUUGCUUUGGUCACGUGACAGAUCGCUGGUGACGGCCUGCUUCUCUCCUGGUAACUUGUUGCCCACCUUUUGGCCAAGGCCCUUUGGCUCUGCCUCCUUCCUGGUUGUAGAUGGUCUGGGUCCCCAGGAACACAGAGCUGUUCUGCAGCUAAAGCUUCUCUUCUCCAUAAGACACUUUCAUUAAUAUUAUUCUCUGCCCCAGAGUCAUGUUAAAAGGUAUUUAUCGAAGGAGGUCACAACCCUGAGCCCAUGUGCGUGGACACAGGUCAGAUGGUGCCAGCGUUGCCUUUACUGUGGUUCCUGUCACUCAGACAGAGAGAUGAGCUUGGAGGGUGGGGAAGGCUGAAUGUGAAGUAGGAAGGAUGGAGAAAGGGAAGUGGGGACAGAACCUGAUGACUAGCUGACCAGGGUACAAGAGGAAGGGAGGAGUUCAUGCCGUCUGCACGCUUUCAUGCCUGAGUAACUGGGGUCAAAGUGGUGCUGGCAACAGCGUGAAAAUCCAUGAAGUCCAGGCUGGAGCUUGUGCUGUGUGGAGUUCGGAAAAUGUAAAGGCUUUAUAUUGUAUUCACUAAACUGUACUUAACAGUGUUUAAAAAAGAAAAAUAAAGGUGUUCUAUAAUUGGGAAGGGA